Messenger RNA from Nematocida parisii ERTm1, 792 nucleotides. RefSeq lists its product as uncharacterized. Bases 1 to 792 code for a protein of 263 amino acids. The record is from RefSeq and is a predicted model, not a curated record. NCBI's taxonomy places the organism in Eukaryota, Fungi, Microsporidia. The transcript has a single exon.
AUGAAAAAUUGCAAUGCAGCUGUAUUAGAGAGCAUGGACAUAGAUAUGAAAAAAAUAGAAAAGCCCUACAAUAAAAUCAAAAAAAGGUUAAAUAAAGAAUCCGUUCAAGGCCUAGCAGAAAUGUCUUUGGGCCUAGACGAACCAGAAGAUUUUUCUACUAGAGAUGGAGUAUAUGCCAAAACAUGUAUUGGAAUAGCAAGUGAUGUAUAUAAAUACUUUAUUUUACCCAUGAUGCUUUACUAUAGUAUAAUGAUCAUUGCAAAAGUACCUUUUGUUAUAUUUAAUGGUGUAGCAGCAGGUAGAGAUAUUGCUCCAGAUAGAAGAAUCGCAUUAAAAUCCCAAUUUGAUGACUUUCCUCUUUUAACUUCUAUAUUUAUGCUGUGGGGCAUAAUAGUUUACGCUGUAGGCACUAUUAGGUAUAUGACAAUUUGGAGAAGUAAAUUAUUUGUGAACUCAUACACUAUGUCUAAACCGUGUGCAUUGCUAUUGGAUAGUUUAUUUAUUGGGUUAAUUGUACUUUGGGGAUUGGCAAGCUCAGUUCUUAAUUCUGGAUAUAGUUUUGUCAUAGAUUUAUUAGUUUUUGUGGCAAUGCAUAUAUUCCAGCUUAUAGUAGGAGUUAUAUAUAAGUGCAUAAAUACAAAUAAGAACAAUGAUCUGUCUUUUUCUAGCUUUACUGGAUCACGCUUCCAUGUAGGAUUUAGUAUAACACACUGUAUAACAGCAAUUAUACUUUGUUCUAUCUUUAUUGUAAUAAUGCCUCAAUCACUAGAGUCAUUAAGCAAUUCAGCAUAA